CCAUCACAAUUUUUCUUCUUCGCUUCGCCUUUCAACCUGCAAUUUGGUUUUCAUUUUGUUAAUUUGGUUGGAACGCGAUUCAAACGAUGGCCGGCUUGCAGUUGAAGGUUGAGGAGGUUCCGCCGGAGGAGAGCAGCGAUGUGAUUGUGAUACCGGAUCGGGAGGAUGAUGACAUAUGUGAGCUGGAGCACUUGCGUAAGCUGUUCAUCGGCGGACUGGCCCCCUACACCACCGAGGAGGGCCUGAAGGUCUUCUACGGCCAGUGGGGCAAGGUGGUCGAUGUCGUCGUGAUGCGCGAUGCGGCCACCAAAAGGUCACGGGGCUUUGGGUUCAUCACCUACACAAAGUCCAUCAUGGUGGACAGGGCCCAGGAGAACCGGCCGCAUGUCAUUGACGGCAAAACUGUGGAGGCCAAGAGAGCUCUGCCCCGACCUGAACGCGAAACCCGCGAGACCAAUAUAUCCGUGAAAAAGCUCUUUGUUGGCGGUUUGAAGGACAACCACGAUGAGGAUUGCCUGCGGGAGUACUUUGUCCAGUUUGGACGCGUGAUCUCCGUUAAAUUACUCACUGACAAGACCACCGGCAAGCGGCGCGGUUUUGCCUUCAUCGAGUUUGAUGACUACGAUGCCGUGGACAAGGCCAUUCUUCAAAAGCAGCAUUCUAUUAAGUACGUGCACGUGGACGUCAAAAAGUCCAUUUACAACCUGGAGAAGAAGGACAAACAGCAGCCGGGUUCCUUGGCGAACGGCAACAAGCCGCCGAUGAAUCAGCAGCAACCACAACAGCAUCAGCAGCAACAACCACCUCCGCCGCAGCAGCAACAGCAGCCGCAUAAUGGCAACAUGCCGGUGCCAGGCUAUCGUCCACCUGUUCCGCCGCCCCAGGUGAUGCCUCCCUACCACCAGCAGCAGCCACCGCCGCCCCCGAUGAACGCCCCGCCGCCCAACUACAACUACUGGGGACCUCCGCCGCCGCCCAUGCAGUCCUACUACCCACAGCCGCCGCCUCCCCAGAUGAACGCCUGGGGUCCCUAUCCGCCGGUACAAAAUGGCUGGAAUGCACCACCGCCGCCGCCACCCGGAGCCCAGCAAUGGCAUCCCGGCCAGUGGGGCUGUCCGCCGCCCGUGCAACAGGUGCCGCCGGCCGGGGCAGUGCCACCGCCCAUGGGCCACAACGGACCGCCACCGCCGGCUCCUGGCAACUGGAAUAUGCCGCCCAAUGCACCGCCACCCGUGCCGGGAGCUCCGCCGCCACAGGGACCGCCUCCGCAGCAGCAGCCACCGCCACCCAAUUUCGGCAGCGGCUAUCAGCAAAACUACGGCGGAGGACCGGCCAAGCACAAUAGCAUGAAUGCGAAUCGCAUGAAUCCCUACGCGGCAGCGCCGCCCAACAAUUACCAUAAUCCCCAACCGCCAGCAUAUCCGCCGUACAAUGCACCGCCGCCCAAUGGAAGCGUACCGCCUCCCACUGGCGCCAAGGCGGUGGGCGUGUCCAACGGCUCGGUGGCCACCGGCGGCAGUGCCAACAGCAAGUAUCGCCGCUAAAAGGGGGUGAGUAGAU
Molecule: messenger RNA, 1560 nt
Organism: Drosophila takahashii
Lineage: Eukaryota; Metazoa; Arthropoda; Insecta; Diptera; Drosophilidae
Gene: Rb97D
Product: Ribonuclear protein at 97D
Molecular function (GO): RNA binding
Source: RefSeq, a predicted model, not a curated record